Molecule: messenger RNA, 1896 nt
Organism: Cladocopium goreaui
Lineage: Eukaryota; Dinophyceae; Suessiales; Symbiodiniaceae
Source: the annotation of a GenBank genome assembly
AUCAUCCCGGCGAACACUCGCAUCACUCGCGUUGGGCCAAUCAACACUAGACAGAAAGGCCGUGUGUUGGUGGUGAAGCCCAAGGAGAGAGCUUAUGUCCUCAGCGGGCACCUCUUGUCUGGUAUGCGAUGGGGAGAGCUGCUUCUGCGUAAGAAGUGGCCGGUGCUGCUGGCAAUUUUCCUGGGGCUAGCUCUGCACGUGGCAGAUUUUUUCGGUGUCUUUUGCAACAUUGUGGAAUUCACAGGAGAGACCGGGGUCAUCCGCCUUCGGAUGCCAACGACGUUGUCGUGGAUCAUGUGGAUCACUGAAACUUUGCUGCUGGGGAUUGCAGUUUACUGUGUCUCCACACGAGUUCACAGCAAACUGCUUCGGAUGACCUUCAGCACGUUUGACCCAUGGGCCAUCAUAGCAUGCGUCCUUAGGGCCUGGGCUGCGAAGGCCUUUUCCCGACACUUUAUACACUUGGCUGCGGAGCAUGAGCGUGAGGUGCAUGUUUAUCUCUUGGAACUCCUCUUGGAGCUGGCCUUCAUGGUCGAGUUGUCUUCCCUGUUAAUCAUCACGGAGGCCGCGGAUGUGCCCAAGGAUUUCAAGCGCGUCUUCGUCGGGAUUUGCUUCACUUAUUCUGUAAUUUUGGCGGCUGUGGCGUUCUCUUAUCCAUAUUUGCCGGAAUGGGACCGUGAAGCAAAGUUGCAGCUGGAUUUCUUGUUCUUUGUGUCGAUGACUCCACUAUCGCAGUACAUAGGCGCAUUUCAAGUCAUUGCAGCGUUGUUGGCCAAAGCAGCAGUGAGUGUCCUCAUCUACAAGCAAGACUUCAUGUAUUUGCGAUGCCACUAUGACAUUUGCUUGGAUCAACUGGAAGCGUGUUUUGUGAAGUUGGCAGUCACUGACCCGUCUAUCUUGAUCUUCGAUGAUUUCAGCACUCUUUUGCAAAGCUGGGGCAUUUCGGAGGAUCAUAUCUACGCAGGAUUCAACCGGCUGGAUGUGGAUCAGUCUGGACGUGUUAGCCUUGCGCAGUUCAAGGUCUCUUUAAGAGAUAUUUUUUCCAGAUAUCCUGGAGCCUCCGAUCAUGCCUUAUUCACACGCUUCUGCCAGAGUGCAUUCGAAGACUCCAUGAGUUAUGCAUCGUUGAGUAGCAUGUUGGCCACAGUAUUUGGCCAGUGGCGCAAGAUUCGAAUAGAUCAAUUUGGGAAGCUGCUGUACAGGAAUUUCACGAGACAUCGAGAAAUCCUAAGUAUCUUCAAGAGAGACCGCAUGCGGACGCAAGCUCUGCUGUUUGGUGCCUUUAUUCACGCUGCGGCCCUUUUAAAAGAGAAGCCGAGCAGGUUAGCGCGGUUGCUGAAUAUUUGUGGAAUGUCUGAAAAUGGCGAAGAUGUGCUAAGGCAUCGGCACUACGGCAUCAAGCCGCAGUAUCUGUGCCUCUUCCAACUCUCCAUCUUGAACACCUUGGAUGACCAACUCAAUGGACUCUCACUGCAUUCCGAGAUCGCUUGGUCCGUGGUUUGGACCAACUUCGUGACCACCUCCUUCUUGCGGGGCCUCCUUCAUUUUGAUGAGAUCAGAAGUGAGAUGGUGCCUACCAUCUUGGAGCUUCUACAACAGGCGCGCAAAAAAGAGAAUUGCGUGAAGAUUUUGAUCAAAAACAUGAAGAUGAUGGGUGGACCCCGGGAUAGCAUUCAGGCGGUGUUUCGCGAUGAGGAGCACGAGCACAGGCAUCUGGGCGUCUUGCUGGGCUACCUGGAGCAGGUGCUGCGAAAGCUGCUGGAGAACAAAAUCGCCUCGGCACGGCAAACGAUUCGCCUGGCGGCCAAGGUGCACUGGGACCGCAAGAUGCUCGGCGCGAUAGCGGGCGGGCAGGGCGCUUGGUGCUGGAUGAUGGUGGUCACCACCGAGUUGUGA